Molecule: messenger RNA, 1791 nt
Organism: Plasmopara halstedii
Lineage: Eukaryota; Oomycota; Peronosporomycetes; Peronosporales; Peronosporaceae
Product: transposon expressed
Exons: 1
Coding region: 1-1791 (596 amino acids)
Biological process (GO): signal transduction
Cellular component (GO): protein phosphatase type 2A complex
Molecular function (GO): protein phosphatase regulator activity
Source: RefSeq, a predicted model, not a curated record
AUGCCUGUCACCAAUACUUCAUUUGCAUUGCCAUCGCAUGUUCUCGAGGACACGGACUGGAAGCUACAGCGCAAGCUAAAGCAUCACCACCGUGACGCUGGCCGACGAAUGACCGAAAAUCGGGCUGAGCCACGUUUUAAGCAUCACGGUCAUCACCAGCGACGCGCAAACUCCAAACGUCAUGAGGUAGAUGUAUGGUUACCUCAGCCUGCCAAAAACACACACAGUAGCUAUUCCGAUCAACUGCCGCACCAGGUGACUGCAUCGACCAAUCGUGCAUCGCAACUUAGUCGAUCGGGACCGUCUGCAACGUCAUGGCCACCAUCAUGGACUUCUGUAGCAGAAACCAUGGACUUGCAAACGUUCGCAUCUUCAGCACCGUCAAUUGCGUACAUCGGAAUGCAAGACGAAAACAGACGUGAGAUACGACCCAUGACUCUCUUCGAAAGCGCGCGUAUCUUUAACGAAUCGGGUGAAUUACUCAGCCACGACAACUUUGAUGAGCUAGAAUUAGCCUCGAAAUCGAUUGCUGAUAGCACCCCAAAGCGCAAGAUGAAGCGCCGCGUAGGGCGUCGCAAACACGAGACUAAGCGCAUGGUAGACGUUCUCAGUAUCGACGAAGUAGUGCUUGAGCUUAUGUGUCUGCUCUUUCCCGACAUUGAAGUCACGCAAGAACUAAAUCUUCUUUUUCUCGGUGGUGCUCAGCAUGAAGAUGUUUUUCAUUUUGAUGAAGACGAAGAUAUUGGCACUCCAGCUUUCAAACCAAAAUCUAGCGUCCUAGACGUUGAUUUAUUACAAUUUCAGGCCGCGCUUACGAAAAUGCUAUUUAAUUCCUUCACCUUGAUACAGCAGAUGCUAGCACGUGGAUCUACUGCAGAGACUCUUCAGAGGAUGUUAAUUACGCCACAAUGGAUUGCACGAGAGAUGCUGGUUAUGGUAAAACUGGAUCUUCGAGCUCAAUACGAUCGAUUUGCAGUCAUCAGUGCGAUCUUCCGCAUGAUUUCAGCUCUACGUCCUUGUAUUUUGGCUGCUGCAACGGCAACUUCACUGGCGAUUUACGAGCACCAAAGUCUAAUAAAUCUAGAUCCGGGCAGUGACGGCAAGGAACUUAUUACCGUAAAAGGUAUGCUUGCAUUUUUAAAUGCAGCAAUGGAUAUCAUCGAACGGGAUGCGCGAUACAAUGUCGAUGUGUUCGGCAGCACUGAUAUCGAAGUUCGUGAUGCUAUUAGUGAUAUGUGUAGUCAGAUAACUCGUGCAAUCCGCUUACUUGUUCGUAGCUCACCGGGAGGGAAUGGAAUCUCUGAUGCAAAUCGCAACCAGCUUGAAAAGUAUGCGGAAUGUAGCGAAUCUGCUGAGGCCACGACUUACCGCGCAAUGGGAGAGCUACUAAAUCGAAUGACGUUCUUUUUUCCCAAGCACGGAGAGAAUUUUCUGCGCUGGAUGAUGCUCAAAUGGCCACAGCGCAAUGUGCAGUUGCAAUUAUUCUUUGUGCGAUUUACAAUUGGUUUACUGACACAGUUUAUGGUGCUUGGCCUCAUGUUGCCUGCUGACGUCAUACGCUCUACUUUCACGCGUAUGGAAGCUUGUAUUCAAUCGAUGCAUUUUCUUGUGGCUCAAGAGGCGUGCCUCAUGUGUGGAAACUUCCAGCUCAUGAGUAUGUAUUUGUCGCGUGACCGAAUCCUUCGCGAAAAGAUCGCGUCUGCGCUGCAUACGAAUGUUACUUCUCACUGGAACAAGCGUAUCCGAGAAAUUUCUGAUGAGUACUUCGACAUGCUGCUCGAUCUAGCAUGA